Molecule: messenger RNA, 2202 nt
Organism: Acomys russatus (golden spiny mouse)
Lineage: Eukaryota; Metazoa; Chordata; Mammalia; Rodentia; Muridae
Gene: Sox13
Product: SRY-box transcription factor 13
Biological process (GO): cell fate commitment; regulation of transcription by RNA polymerase II
Cellular component (GO): nucleus
Molecular function (GO): RNA polymerase II cis-regulatory region sequence-specific DNA binding; DNA-binding transcription factor activity, RNA polymerase II-specific
Source: RefSeq, a predicted model, not a curated record
CCUAUAAGGAGAAGGAGGACAGUCGUGUAAGAGAGCUCCAGAAGAGGGGGAGGCAGGCAAGAUGGCCACCCCUGUGGAAAGAAUGGUGCAUGAGCAAAACGCCCCCUUUUUUGCGAUGUGCUGAGCUGGCGGAAUUUCACUCGGUGGCUGCAAGAUCGGGCUGCAGAUACAGGUCUGUGGGCACCUGGGGCUGUGUGUGUGUGCGCGCAGAUUGUCAUGUGGGGGUCCAGGAUGGAGAAAGCAGGGCUGGCGUCUGGGGUGCCCCUUCCUCCCAGAUGCUCCCUCUGCUUCCCAGGGUACAUAACUGAACCCCAUUCCUGGAGGCAAGUCCCCUACCUCUCUCCGUCUCUCAGGAUGUCCAUGAGGAGCCCCGUCUCUGUGCAGCCGGCCCCGGACAGUGCCAGCACCAUGGUGAACUGCACCGUCAAGUCUGAAGAGAAGAAAGACCCUUGCCACGAGGCCCCCCAAGGCACAGCCACUGCAGUGGAGCCCCUCCAGCCUGGAGCCCCAGUCCUGGCUCCCAAGGAUGCUGCCAACGCACAAGCUCCUCCUCAGGACUGUGCCUCACCAGAGAGCAGUGGGUCCCCAGACCCCAAGAGACCAGCAGCUUCUGAGGCCGCUUCGGGAAGCCAGGAGCGCCUGGACUUCAACCGCAAUUUACAGGAAGUUGUGCCAGCCAUUGAGAAGCUGUUGUCCAGUGACUGGAAGGAGAGGAUUCUGGGAAGAAGCUCUGUGGAAACCAAGGAUGUCAAAGGGACCCAAGAGAGUCUGGCGGAGAAGGAGCUGCAGCUUCUGGUCAUGAUCCAUCAGCUGUCCGCCCUGCGGGACCAGCUCCUUACGGCCCACUCCGAGCAGAAGAACAUGGCUGCCAUGCUGUUCGAGAAGCAGCAGCAACAGAUGGAGCUGGCCCGGCAGCAGCAGGAGCAGAUCGCCAAGCAGCAGCAGCAGCUGAUUCAGCAGCAGCACAAGAUCAACCUCCUCCAGCAACAGAUCCAGCAGGUUAACAUGCCUUAUGUCAUGAUCCCAGCCUUUCCCCCAAGUCAUCAGCCUUUGCCUGUCACCCCUGACUCCCAGCUGGCUUUGCCUAUUCAACCCAUUCCAUGCAAACCAGUGGAGUACCCAUUGCAGCUGCUGCACAGCCCCCCUGCCCCUGUGGUGAAGAGGCCUGGAGUGGCCACCCACCACCCCCUCCAGGAGCCACCCCAACCACUAAACCUCACAGCCAAGCCCAAGGUGCCUGAGCUGCCCAACACCUCCACAUCCCCCAGCCUGAAGAUGAACAGUGGUGGGCCUCGCCCCUCCAGCCACGGGGCUCCCACAAGGGACCUGCAGUCCAGCCCCCCAAGCCUGCCUCUGGGCUUCCUUGGUGAAGGGGACGCUGUCACCAAAGCUAUCCAGGACGCUCGGCAACUGCUACACAGCCACAGCGGGGCCUUGGAAAACUCCCCCAAUACCCCAUUCCGAAAGGACCUCAUCAGCCUGGACUCAUCCCCAGCCAAGGAACGGUUGGAAGAGAGCUGUGUGCACCCCCUGGAGGAAGCCAUGCUGAACUGUGACAUGGAUGGGUCCCGCCAUUUCUCUGAGUCUCGGAACAGCAGCCACAUCAAGAGACCCAUGAACGCCUUCAUGGUGUGGGCCAAGGAUGAGCGGAGGAAAAUUCUCCAAGCCUUCCCAGACAUGCAUAAUUCCAGCAUCAGCAAAAUCCUUGGCUCUCGCUGGAAGUCCAUGAGCAACCAGGAGAAGCAGCCGUACUAUGAGGAGCAGGCCCGUCUGAGCCGGCAGCACCUGGAGAAAUACCCGGACUACAAGUACAAGCCAAGACCUAAGCGUACCUGCGUUGUGGAGGGCCGCCGGCUGCGUGUGGGCGAGUACAAGGCCCUGAUGAGGACACGGCGCCAGGGUGCUCGCCAGAGCUACGCCAUCCCCCCGCAGGCUGGCCAGGCACAGGUGAGCUCCUCAGAUAUCCUGUUCCCUCGGGCAGCAGGCAUGCCCCUGCCCCAACCACUGGUCGAACACUAUGACCCCCAGGGCCUGGACCCCAACAUGCCUGUCAUCAUCAAUACCUGCAGCCUCCGGGAGGAAGGGGAGGGCACAGAUGACAGGCACUCAGUGGCUGAUGGAGAGAUGUACCGGUACAGCGAGGACGAGGACUCAGAGGGUGAAGAGAAGAGUGACGGGGAAUUGGUGGUACUCACGGACUGA